Molecule: messenger RNA, 542 nt
Organism: Linepithema humile (Argentine ant)
Lineage: Eukaryota; Metazoa; Arthropoda; Insecta; Hymenoptera; Formicidae
Source: RefSeq, a predicted model, not a curated record
GUUGUGCGCUUGUUAGUGAUUACGGAAAAACAAUAUAUAAAACAGCAUCAAAAAAGAACAGCAAAUUCACUAUAAAAAUGGUUCAAUUAAAUCCAUUUAACGUAAUAAUGUUAGUAUACGUAACUUUUUCGGCCCUUAAUCUAUCAACAAGUCCGAUAACAUCUAAAGAACAAGAAAUGGCACAUAAAAUAGAAUCUAUGCUGAAAGAAAUGCGCGAUGAGAGAUACGAAAUGGAAGUAGAAGAAUCUUUAGAUUAUGAAAACGAUAACGAUAUUCCAACAGCAGAGCAAUUCGAACUAGGAGAUGAAGAGGAAGAAGGUGAGCUAUUGGACGCAAAUCCUAAAGUUAUAUGUACUACAGAUGCGUCCUCUAAAUCAAUUAAGGACGAAAGGAGCACAGCGCGCACGAGCGAUUGGCGAGUCCUAAUUUCACGAUGGAGAUCUGUCAGAGAGAUCAAACUGUAACUAUACGUGCUAUAUGGUCCUAUAAGCGAGGGGGUUCAUCGAUCUCCGCGAAACGGCACGCCAACGUUCGUCAACGUA